Molecule: messenger RNA, 4515 nt
Organism: Anolis sagrei ordinatus
Lineage: Eukaryota; Metazoa; Chordata; Lepidosauria; Squamata; Anolidae
Gene: PURA
Product: purine rich element binding protein A
Biological process (GO): regulation of transcription by RNA polymerase II
Cellular component (GO): nucleus
Molecular function (GO): RNA polymerase II transcription regulatory region sequence-specific DNA binding; DNA-binding transcription factor activity, RNA polymerase II-specific; purine-rich negative regulatory element binding
Source: RefSeq, a predicted model, not a curated record
CGGGAGGAGGAGGAGGAGGCGGCGGAGGCGGCGGCGGCGGAGGCCGGGGGGCGCAGGCAGGCGGCGGCGGCGGGCGUCAGGAGGCCCGGCGGCAACAUGGCGGACAGAGACAGCGGCAGCGAGCAGGGUGGCGGCGGCGGCGGCGGUGGCGGGGCGCCGGGCUCGGGCCCGGGCGGAGGCGGCGGCGGCGGGGGUCCCGGCGUGGGCCUGCAGCACGAGACGCAGGAGCUGGCCUCCAAGCGGGUGGACAUCCAGAACAAGCGCUUCUACCUGGACGUGAAGCAGAACGCCAAGGGCCGCUUCCUGAAGAUCGCGGAGGUGGGCGCGGGCGGGAGCAAGAGCCGGCUGACGCUCUCCAUGUCGGUGGCCGUGGAGUUCCGCGACUACCUGGGCGACUUCAUCGAGCACUACGCGCAGCUGGGGCCCAGCCAGCCCCCGGAGCUGGCGCAGGCCGCGGACGAGCCCCGGCGGGCCCUCAAGAGCGAGUUCCUGGUCCGCGAGAACCGCAAGUACUACAUGGAUCUGAAGGAGAACCAGCGCGGGCGGUUCCUCCGCAUCCGGCAGACGGUGAACCGCGGGCCGGGCCUGGGCUCCACGCAGGGCCAGACCAUCGCGCUCCCGGCCCAGGGCCUCAUCGAGUUCCGCGACGCGCUGGCCAAGCUCAUCGACGACUACGGCGUGGAGGAGGAGCCCGCCGAGCUGCCCGAGGGCACCUCCUUGACGGUGGACAACAAGCGCUUCUUCUUCGACGUGGGCUCCAACAAGUACGGCGUCUUCAUGCGCGUCAGCGAGGUCAAGCCCACCUACCGCAACUCCAUCACCGUCCCCUACAAGGUCUGGGCCAAGUUCGGGCACACCUUCUGCAAGUACUCGGACGAGAUGAAGAAGAUCCAGGAGAAGCAGAGGGACAAGCGGGCCGCCCAAGCCGCCGCCUCCUCGUCGUCCUCCGGGGGAGCCGAGCCGCAGGCCGAGGCGGAGAGCAGCGUUAGCCCCGCCUCCUCCUCCGCCGCCGCCGCCGCCGCCGCCACAGGCCCGCCGGGAGCCCUGCUGCAGGCCGAGGAGCCCGAGGAGGAUUGAUCUCCCUUCCAAGCCCUCCCUUCCAAGCCCCCUUCCAUCCUCCCUCUCCCUCCAAGCCUUCCUCCUCUUCUCCACUUGGCUGCCUCCUCCCUGCCCUGCUGCACAGAGACACUCGUAAUAAUAAUAAUAACAACAACACCAACAACAACAACAACACAGAGAGAGACUUUAUACUGUAAGCGAGAGAAAGAGAGAGAGAGAGAGAGAACCCACACCCUGGAAACAGUCCCUGCAGUUCCAAUAUUACUUACUAUACCUGUUGUUCUGACUCCAAGGGGAGCACCUGCACCACCACUCACCUUCCAACCAACUCAACCAACUCAACCGGAAACAAGACAGACCACCAAGCAACUUCUUUCUUCUCUCCACCCCAUCGCUGGAUUGUUCCUUCCACUCUUGCCCAUCGUAUAAAACAACUUUUACCAGUAAAUAUCGGUUUAUUCCUGAAACCAGAAGCCCUAAACAUAUCUUUGUUUAUAAGAUCUUUCAGUACCAUCUGUCAGUGUCAUCUUAUGACCUUUUAUUUGCCAAAUCAGCUUCCCCUUUUGUCGCCCCGGUUGUGCAAUAUAGUUGGCAGCAACUUUAAUACGAACAAUUGAUGCUGACCCUUCUUUGAAGCAUUCAGAAGGUGUGAGGAGAACUUCUGUUGCCACUCUGGAACACAAAUGUGUACACUCAUCAAAAGGUCAAAGAUAAAUUGUCUUUCACACUGGUAAAUUACAAUAUAAUACAAGCAAUUGAAGUGGUCCAAAAUAUUAUAUUGUAUAGCCUUUCCUAUAUAAACCAUUUAUUUACAAUUUUAAAUUCAGAAAAAAAAUACAAGAUUCUAUUGAUGGUGCAUAUCACUCUUGGUUUUUUACAGUUAAUAUUGUAAUUUUGUAAUAAUGUGAAUAUUUAAUUAAAUUGUUUAACAUGGACAAUAUAUGUAAAUUAAAUUUUACUCCAAGGUGCUCCACAUUUCAAUGCUGUGCUGCAGUCAGUAUUAUUCCAGUACAAGGCUUUCUUCUUCCAAGGGAAAAGGUAGUCCAUUCUUUUCUCAUAAGGCCAAGUAAUACAUUUGUUUCAAAAUAUGGAAUUCUGAAGCCACAUUGCGCAAACUCUGUAGCUGUGCUAUUUCUUUAAAAUACCAAAUGGCUAUUAAACAGGGCUGUGUGAAAUUGUAUGUGGCAAAAGGCCUUUUUUAAAGAGUCCAUGCUAAGUCCUGGCAUAACAAAGUGGAUAUGCACAAGUGGAACCAUGCAUAGCUACCUUCUAGUUCUUGCUCCCCGCCUUCCAAUAUGAAAUGAAGGCAGGUUUACCACUGUAACAAAGCUUAUCAUUAUGGAACUGGGACCUGUGCGGUUCCAAAGAAGCCAGAAUUUUAAAGCCAACUCCAAACCCUUGUUUAAAGGUGACCUGAUCCUGGCUUGUUUGGGAAUGCUUAACCAUAACUCCCAGUUUGUAUGUAAUUGAACUGAUGUCUGAGUAUGGAGUUCUUCUUUCACACUGGCAAAAGGGGAGAAAUUAAAUGAGAGAAAACAGGUUGCCUGCAUUCACAUGCUGCUUUAUUAAGCCAGGAUUUGGGCAGCCUCUUAUGUAUAAACAUGGGCAUCAAAAUAACAAAUAUAUAAGUUUAGGAUGAGAAAAGUAGUACAAAAAAAAAAGAAUUAGAAAGAAAUAAUAAGCUUUUAUCUAAUUUCAAACAGAAGUUGAAAUGUUUUGUUUUUGGAACAGUCAAACAACAGGUAGUGUUGAUUAUCUUACAAUAUUCUUAUCAUCUAAGAUCUCCCAAAUCCUUCUCCUAGUCGAAGAUCUUUAUUUACAGUGAAUUUUGCACAGGUAUAGCACUUGUGAGUGAGGAUUCUGCACAAAUGAAAUGUUUCCGGUUUGUUUUCUAGUGCAUAAGAGCAAAGGAAGAAAGCAGCAAACCCUUUACUCAUGAUUGGUUAAAUUGAAGGACAUUUCUUAGAUGUUGUAAAUAGAUUGCAAAGAUUCUGUUGACUUCUCUGGAAACAGGAUUAGCUCCAAAAGUCCUUUCUUUACAAGAUCAUACCUGCAUACGUAAUCCCAUGAGCCAGUAUUAAUAGUAUACAGAUAACAUCCUAAAAGGGAGGAAGAGAAGAUGGAAAAAUGUGACAAUACUGAGGGGUACUGCAUCUAAGAAGUGGGUUUAUAUUCAUGAAAGCUCUUGCUAAAAUAAAAACCAGUAACUCUUAAAGGUGUUGUCACAUUUUUCUUCCCCUCGCUUUUUCCUUUUUAUGCUACAGGGCUACUACUUUGAAUGAUAACAUCUUAGUAUUUUAAUGUAGGAUGCUAUUAAUUUUAUAAUUCUUUUUAAAACUGGCAGUAAGAAUAUUUUAACCAUUUCAAUACAAGGGUCAAUCACUAUUAGCCCGUUCUCCCUUCAGGCACAUAUGCACAUAGAUCUCAGUGUAAAGAGAGGCUAGUAGCAAUCUUAUGGAGAACAUGCAGCAAACCCUAGGAUCACAGCCAAUGGAGAAAGUGCAGCCAUGAUAAUAGUUUAUGCUAUUUGUUCUCCAUAUAUGAUUGCAUGGGAGGAUUUCAUAGUACAAACAAAUCCUACAUCUUUUUUUCCAGAUAUGAAGAUUAAACCUGUAGUAUGUUUUUCACAUGUGAGUUUUCUGAAAAGAACCGAACAAAAAAAAUCUCUCAAGGAAAGAAUAGAAAUAUCUCUCAAGUCUCUGCAUAAUUUUUGUUGCUAGUUUAAUCUUUAGUAGAUGUGCCAGUAUCUCUUGGUGGUUCUGUUUUUUCUGUAACUUUUUUAAUUAUCAUAUAAGCAUAUACUGUAAAAGUACGCACUUAUUAGAAGAUUGGAAUGUUGAACAAGGCAAAAAUAUUUGUUUUGAUUUGUGUAAAUAGCUACUAUUCUUUUGUUUCGAGAAACUUGGCUACCAUCUCACAACUGUUGUAUUUUGACAUAAUGGACAAUGUUCAGACAUUCUGUGGCUUAUGUAUUUGUGUAAUUGUUUGUAUGUAAUUACUAACUCUAAAUUGUAAGUAAGAAACAUGCUUGUUCCAUUUAUUCAGAGUAUUAUCUCUCCUGUCUAAAAAUAUUUUCAGUUAUAUGAGAAAAAGAAUUUAUUUAUUUUUUUAAGAUUGUCAUGCAAGAUCUGAUUUCUCUGCUUUUUAAAAAUACUGGGGUGUGGGUGGGUGAGGAUUUUAUCUAGUUUUCACUUGAUAGACCAAAGUUACCAUUGACACUGUCUUGCAAUGCUGAUCAAAAUUUAUCUCCUUUGCACUUUAAAUGAAUAAAACAUAAGGAAAAUCAAGGUGUCAAUUGCAUAUACAUUCACUAUAAAGUAGAAUGUAUAUCAUUAGUCAGUAUGUUUAUAAAGAGGGUAUUUUCCUUUGUUGCGGGAAGGGGAGUACUCUGGCAAUGUAUUUGCUAGUCAGUAUAAAGUGUUUACAUGUAAUUACUUAAUAAAUUAUUUGAUUUAA